Messenger RNA from Oryza brachyantha (malo sina), 1445 nucleotides. RefSeq lists its product as uncharacterized. The record is from RefSeq and is a predicted model, not a curated record. Gene Ontology annotation, molecular function: protein binding. NCBI's taxonomy places the organism in Eukaryota, Viridiplantae, Streptophyta, Magnoliopsida, Poales, Poaceae. The coding region runs from base 451 to 1221 and encodes 256 amino acids. The transcript is spliced from 2 exons.
CUAUCCCCACUCCCCUCUCUCGGGCGGAAGAAGGAGCCGCCGACCUUCUUCCCCGCCUCGCCUCCUCGGGCACGCAGCCGGCGAACAGGCCCCGCCCCUAGCCUUCUCCGGCCUCCUCGCGCUCACGCCACGGCCGGCGAGCAGCUCUGGACCCACGGUGUGUCUACGCUGCUGGCCUCACUCCCCACCACUUCGAUUCCAAGGUAUUCCGCCGUCCCCAGCGCAUAGAAUCUCGUCCCGCCAUCCCUUCGCCCCCCCACCCCUCCCCCCCGAUCCGCCAAAUCUGUAGCUCUUUCGGGCUCGCGGUUCCAGGCCUCGUGGCUUGCUCGCGGGGCCAGCAAGGCUAGCCCCUAGCUGGAAAAUGAUGUGCGACCUCUUCGGUACUUAUAUAAAUACUAAGGAGAUUUUCAGCCUCCCAUAGGAAGGAAUUUUAUAAAGUGGGCAGCAGCCAUGUCAGGCAUUGAUGGUAACAAGCCACCAUCAGAUGUUUCAGUUGAUGAGAAUGAUGACUGGGUGAUAGUUAAGAAGCAGCGAAUCACCAUACUGAUCCCUCCGCCAUCACCUGUAGCUGCAAACCUUCAGGAUGAUAUGGAAAAAAUAAGUUCUGGACAAACUUGCUUAGCCAAAAAAAGCAGGGAAUAUUGUGAUGCUGCACGAAAGAAGCAUCCAAAGCAGAUUGUUAGUGAGAAAGCUCAGGAGCCACUUCUAGAGGGCAUCAAAGUUGCUGCCAACAUCAAGAAAGCUCAAGAAAAUGCUUUCGAAAGUACAAGCCAUAAAGAUAUUCCAACAAUCAGAGGAGAGAGAUCUUCACAUAGUCCUGUUGCUCCUGCUGUAAAAGCAGAUCGGACUAAACAUGCAGAUCAUGCUGCCAUUCAAGGACAGUUUCAUGAGGACAUUGCGAAAACAGGAAAUUCAUUUGGCAGCAUUUGUAAGGCAGAGCUACCAGUUAUUUCCUCACAAGUCACGAAUAAGAUAUUGCGAGCACGACUUCUCGAGAGACGGGUUGCUGGAUUUGGUGGGCUGAAGAAUUGGCUUUUCACUUGUGGUUUUGGAUGGUUUGUUGAUAUAUUGGACAGUGAAAAACUGGGGAUGUAUCAGAUAGUUUCCCUUACAAUGAACCAGCUAAAGGAUAUGGGUCUUGAUGCUGUAGGUCCACGGAGGAAAUUGAUCCAUGCCAUUGAGUGUGUUUCCCAGCCCAACCAAUUUGAGAUGUUUUCUUGAUCUCAAGUUCUAUUGGUUGAUUAUAAACCACUGCUACUAUAUCUGAGAGGAAUGUCUGCAGUAGUCAGAGUUCAGAAUCUAUUUUGACCUAGAUCUGAAAAUGCCACCAGUCUUGAAUUUUUUUGAAGCAGAAAAUUAGAAGCUGCAGACAGUCAGUUCUACCUGUAUUAGAACAUGCUUAUGAGAUGAUCCCUUGUAAAAAAUAUUUUGCAUCUGAGAUGUUC